AUGUCUAUCAACACCGAAUCCUCUGCUUCUCAGAUCGCUCCCGCUCAAGUUACGGAAUCCAUGGGCAAUCUAUCAAUCAACGGAGCGCCUGACACCGCUGACACAAACACCAACGUGUCCACCCCCAACUAUAACCCCAUGUUUGGCCAGGCUUCCCUCACGGACCAUCUCGAUGGUUCUGCACACAACCCCAUCACCGAGCACCCAUCUGUUGGGCAACCUCCCGUCGUCCAGGGCAUUGUCCGCCCCGUCGACUUCCGUGGGAAUCUCAUCCCACUCUUCGUUCCCGUCGCCGGUUUCGCCUACAUCACACGUCUCGACGACUUCCACUUCGGUAUACUCGACCCCGACACCGGCAAGACGUUCUCCAUCCACGCCGCCACUCUCAAAGCGUUCAUCAGCUUUGCGUACAAGGCAGUCUCCAUUCCGGAGAUACCGGCCCAACCCCUUUUCGAGCCGCUCAGCUAUCGCGAGUUCGUCCGCCUCCUCCAUCGCAACCCCGUCCAACCAAAUCGCCUCACGGUUGUCGACAUCAACGGUCAGGUCGUGUCACCCCCAUCAGCUGCAUUGUUUCCUAUUCGAGUUGAUUUUCCUAACGACAAGUAUCUCGAGGAAGCACUCAAGGUCCGUCGGUCUUUCGGAGGACCAAAGCGCGUGACUCAGGUCAAUGACAUCAUUCUUAACUCGGCCUCGAACAACGCCGGGAACCACCACAACGAUGGGAAGGGAAAAAGGAAAGGAAAGUCACACAACAAGGACUUCGGUAAUUUCUUCCUUCCUCUAGCUUAG
This is a messenger RNA of Cyclocybe aegerita, 789 nucleotides long. NCBI's taxonomy places the organism in Eukaryota, Fungi, Basidiomycota, Agaricomycetes, Agaricales, Hemipholiotaceae. The record is from the annotation of a GenBank genome assembly.